AAGGAGAAGAGUCACGUUAAAGUUUCGUGCAAUUUGUCUGAAGCGGUCUCGAAUAAUCUUGAGAAAAAAAAACCAUUUUGCAUUAUGACAUCGGUGCAUUCAUCCGAACACUUUUUGGAAGAACUUAGAGCAGUUGUGAUGCCACAAGUACAGUUGGGUCGGUGGUCAGCGACUGGGGCUGGAAAGACUCUUUUCGUUGGUUGUGGAAGAUCGGGUCCACCAAAUCGCCCGUCCAUCGCUAGCAACAGACCAUAUGUGCAUUUUGCCGUUGUUAAGUGA
Molecule: messenger RNA, 279 nt
Organism: Anisakis simplex (herring worm)
Lineage: Eukaryota; Metazoa; Nematoda; Chromadorea; Rhabditida; Anisakidae
Source: the annotation of a GenBank genome assembly